CGCAAGAUGUUAACUUGGCCACGAUACCGUUAUGCCAAACGCUUCAUCAGGAUCCUGGAGGGAAGGAAGGUAAACUGGAUCUGAGAGACGCCCCACUUAAACAGCUCAGUGUUGAGAUGCAGUGUCUUGGAUGUACAGAGAAAAGUUUGCAGAGUCGUCCACAGUGUCAGGGGCCAAAUGAGUUAGAUAUGUCCGACUGCGUGCGUUAAAAGGAGGAGAGAAAUACUCUACCACACUGGAAUGGUUUGCGUAAAAUGCGCAAAACACGGAACUUCAGAGCGGAAUUAUGGAUCAUUUAUCCAAACAAAAUGUGUUUGUAGCAGUCUACAACUAACGUUACCCCUCUGAAGACAGAUGGAAGUUGACUACUGCGUCGAAAACCGACUACAUUCAUGUCCGAGGGAUUUUGUUAAACCAAUGAGUUUGGUCAUGGAUGAUCAUGGAUCCCAGCCUCAUCCACGGAGCUCUGGUCUGAGGGUGUCGACCAAAAGCAAAGCACCAUCCCCGCCAGGACUAAAGAAGCUGGAUUCUCCAGGUUUCUCCCAGUGGUACCCAGGAAACCCUCAUUUAACCAUGGACCAGAAGGAAAACCUUAUUGAUAAAGACCUCUCGCUGGUUGUGGUUCUGCCUGGCGGAGAAGAAAAGAUGACCACAGUCCAUGGAAGCAAACCCCUAAUGGAUCUGUUAGUGACGCUUUGUGCAACGUAUCACCUGAAUCCAUCGAGCCACACCCUAGAACUGGUAACCACUAACAAGAAGAACACCAAACUCAAGCCCAAUGCUCUCAUAGGAACUUUGGAUGCAGAGAAGAUCAUACUUAAGCCGAAAGGGGAGGAUAAAAAUAAGAAGACAGGUCCUCAGAUGCCUGAGGCAACUGUUCGGAUGGUGAUAAACUACAAAAAGACCCAGAAAACUAUACUCCGAGUCAAUCCUCGAGUUCCCCUGGCUGAACACUUACCAGCCAUCUGUGAGAAAUGUGAAUUUGACAUAGAGACUACAGUUCUGUUGAGAGAUGUCCAGUCACUGGCCCCUUUGAACUUGUCCAACUCUCUUAAUGAUUAUGCAAUAAGGGAGGUUUAUGCAAGAGACACAAAAGGACGAACUGCUUCUCCUGUGUGUCCCGCCUCACCAACUCAUGCAGGAACAGUCAUGCCAGGAAAAGACAAAACUCAGAAAGAGGAAGAAAACAAAGGCCUCUUCAGCAAGUUUAGAAAAAGCAAAAAAAAAUCUGACCAGGCAACGACGGCCAGUGCCCCAGCUUCUCCUGUGCUUGUGAGCAAGCCUCGACCACUCAGCAUGGCCUUACCUAGCUCAAAUUCGUCUCCGCUCAGCUCCCCUACCAUACCCACCGAUGCACCAAAGAAGAGACGUGCACCCCAACCCCCAAUCCUUGUGUCUCAGAGCUGCCCCACGGACCUCAGCGAACGCCGGAGACUAAACUCUGAACCUAACACCCAACUGGACAGUGACCAGAUGGUUGGUUUAAGUCGUGGGUCCUCAGCAGAGUCUUCACUGAAGAGAACCAAACGCAAAGCUCCUCCACCCCCCACAACCCCUAGUGCCCCUGUCCAAGAAACGGUUCCCCUGGAUGAAAAUUUGCAAGGGGGUGCAGUUACUAACACACUGGAGGAGAUUAUGGAGCAAGAGGAGACCACUGCCUCUCUAAUGUCUGCAACCGCUAGUGAUACCCAGGGAGAGGACAGCAGCCUCAACAUGUCUGCUGAUGUUUCACUGCAUUCCCCAUCCCCAGACACUGAUGUGCUGAGCACAAUGUCUGUUGAGUGCAAUGGGGAAGAUCAUUCUCAUGAUCUGUCCUCAGAUGGCAAUCAACUGCAGAGCACAGUGAACGAUUCUGCAACUCUGACUGAUGUCUGGACGACUGAUGGCACAGACCAGUCUGAGAUGGCAGAUACUAACGGUGGUCCAUGUCAAGCUGAAAAUGUAAGCCAACAGCCCAUGUGUGAAGAGUCUACACCUGAGAGUGUUGAAGGUGAUUGCAGUACUGUACCCAGCAGCCUCCCUCUGCCUGUGAUGCAGGAUGCAGAAGCACAGGCCUCUGUUCAGUCAAACACUGAAACCCUCUGGGAGCAAACUGACAGAUUGGAGAGCCCAGUGGCCACCAGCCCCUCACACCCCACUGGGGAGGAUGCUCAAGUGCAAACAGAUUUCACACCAUUACCUGUGCCUCCAGAGCAGCACAUGGACAUAGAAGUUCCUUCCACAGUUAAUGCGCCCGCCUUUGAAUCAGCGGGUAAGAUAGAUAUGGCCACUCUGACGGAGGAACUGGACACGCCUGACCUCAAGCAUGCCUUAUCCCACACCUCAGAGACCUCAUCAUGCCAAGACUCAACACCAAGUGCCCCUGCCACAACAAAGGCAUCAUCUAUUUAUGCUACAAACUCUGAGCCAAAGCCCAAGCCUUCCAAUGAGCUGACAAGGGACUACAUCCCCAAGGUGGGGAUGACAACGUAUACUAUCGUGCCUCAGAAAUCCCUGGAGAAACUUAGAUAUUUUGAAGUUGCACUGACACUGGAGACGCCUCUUGCAGCUCCAGAAGAGGGACUUAAUGUUGGUUCUCUUCAGCUGGUGGAGAGCACAGUACCAAAGGAACAGACAGAGGUGUCAAAGGAAAAAAGUGAGCUGCACUCUACUACACCCAGGGAAGACUUACUGACUAGCACUACUACUACUACUACUACCCAAGACACUGUUAAUGGAACUAUACCUGAAUCUAUUCAAUCCUCAUCACCAACAAGUUCGCCUAAAGCAGAUGACAGGAUCUCAUCCUCGGCUGAUGGGGCAUCUCAAGCAGGUUCACCAGCUGAGGUCAAGGAGAUGAAAAUUCCACCCGCAACUAAACCUAAGCCUGGUUCUUUCCGCUUGGCACAGCACAAAAAAAAACCUGGGUAUUAUGUAACUUCAGCAGCAGAAAAGAGCCUCAGUGCCACUACUGGCUCUAGCCAGAGGGAAGCUCAAGGAAGUGCAGACAGAGCACAGUUACCACCCCCUCCUCUUCCUCCUCCCAUGCAGUGUAAAGAGGAGACGACAGGGGCCACUAAUGUUGAGCUGAGCCCUAAAGGGGAUGACAAGAAUGUAGCCAUCAUGCGAAUGACUAGGCAAAGUAGUUUGCCAUGUAGAGAGCCAAGCUCAGGGUUAAGCUUGGAAAAAUUAAGGAGCUUUGCAGCCCCUAGGCCCUAUUCUCCUGCCACCCCAUCCCGCUUCGCCCAGGCAGUGUCCUCUGCUGUGAAAAGAAGCCAGUCCUUAUCCCACAGGCCAAAGUCGCCUCAUUCGCCUGUUUCACCACUCCUCUCCCCAACUGCAAGUCACUCAUCAGUCAUAGAGUCGAAAGGAUUAUCUAAGAUCAAGGACGGUCAGAAUAAAGAGAUGGAUAGCGACGAAGGCUCCACUCUGCAGCGAGUAGAGGAUGAACCACAAUCUUUUAGUGCGACUGUUCAAAUGGAAGGAGAGAGCAGUCCAUAGCACUGCCUUAAUUCUUCUGACAAUAUGUCAUCUACUGAGGAGCUUAUCCUGUCUACUUUGAGUUCUCUAGAACCCGUUAUCCCAGGACACAGAAGCAGAAACUGUCUUUUGUUUUACCUCUUUUGGUAGUCUCCAACAGUGUACAUAAAAUGAUGUAUUUUGAUAAUUAAUAAUUGCUGUAUUUUGGUUUAUUUUCUCAAUUGUCAUUAAGUAAUCUUCCCAGCUGACCUGCAUAUCUUAAUGCUUCUCUUUUAUUUCGUGUGAUGACUAUCUUCUUGCAUUUAAUGCAUUACUGUUGUGAGUGAACAAGAACAUUAAAUGAGAACAAUUAUAUAAAUUAUUAGACUGAUUUCCACAGUUGUAAUAUUAUUGGGUUUAUGAAUAAUACUGGAUGUGUAGGACAGACCAGGUCUGACCUAUGGUACUUAAAUGCCCCUUAGAUUAUAUAUCAAAUCUAUAUUUAAGUAUUACAGAGUUUUGAUUAAGCUGUAUGCAGAAAUACACUGAUGUGCGCAGUACACCUGUCAUUGUCAAGCAGUGUUGUUAUGAAUAAAGCUUCUAUCAUUUCA
This is a messenger RNA of Dicentrarchus labrax (European seabass), 4049 nucleotides long. It is a transcript of the gene cobll1b, whose product is annotated as cordon-bleu WH2 repeat protein-like 1b. The coding region runs from base 355 to 3480 and encodes 1041 amino acids. The transcript is spliced from 14 exons. Gene Ontology annotation, molecular function: actin monomer binding. The record is from RefSeq and is a predicted model, not a curated record. Lineage: Eukaryota; Metazoa; Chordata; Actinopteri; Moronidae.